This is a messenger RNA of Sesamum indicum (sesame), 466 nucleotides long. The record is from RefSeq and is a predicted model, not a curated record. Lineage: Eukaryota; Viridiplantae; Streptophyta; Magnoliopsida; Lamiales; Pedaliaceae.
UUUACUUCAUAAUAUAUAGCAUAUAUGGCUAUUCGGUGUUUGAGUGUUUUGAUUUUCCUAACCUUCAUUUUAGCACCAGAUAGUCGAAGGAUACAAGUGGUUGACGGUGGAGAUCGCAGUUCUCCGUUGCACUCACUUAGCACAGAGCUCUCGAGCACGUCCUUGAAAAAUAACAAAUUGAUGAAAGGAGUAAGGGACAUUGCAAGACCGCCUCCAGUAUACAGAUGUACUAUUAUUAUGGGCGUGUGCGGCUUGACUAUCACUGAAGAGAAAUGUGUAUCAAUGUGUGUGGCUAAUUAUGGUGAUAAACAUCCAUGGUCAAUUUGUUUCCAGCCUGCUGAAACUAAAUAUAUAUAUUGCUUCUGUGAAUUUGAUUGCUAUAAAAAAUAAAUAUAUUAGUAUUAAAAGCUACAUAUUGUAAUAUGUAAUGUUCCUAAUGAAUAACAAGUAUAUAAUUAAAAAUGCU